Messenger RNA from Exserohilum turcica Et28A, 1763 nucleotides. RefSeq lists its product as uncharacterized. Lineage: Eukaryota; Fungi; Ascomycota; Dothideomycetes; Pleosporales; Pleosporaceae. The coding region runs from base 207 to 1763 and encodes 518 amino acids. The record is from RefSeq and is a predicted model, not a curated record. The transcript is spliced from 2 exons.
GUGCUUGAGACAAACGGCUGCUCGUUUCUUUCCUUGGUUCGUUUCCUUGUCUUCGGUUUUCUCUGUCGAUCGUUCUGUUUAUUGUCCACUUUUCCUCAGUCUGUUUCUCCAGUCUGUCAUUUUCUUUGUCUCUCUUGCUUCUAAGCGCUGGCAUCCGCACCCAUUGGUCUUUCGUUUCCAUACUCUAAUUCAGAAUCGCCGUGAAAAUGGCCAUCUUUUGUAGACUUCUGCUGCUGGCAGCUUUCUCAACAUGUGUAAUUGGUGGGCCGGUCCCAAAGAACCACCAGAGACGCCAGUUUACUGGCUACUUUAACACUUCUUCAACAAUUCAUUCCACAUCUGAACAGAAGACUGUGCAAGCAGACACGGCUCUCAUAGUGCAGCCCAUUCAGGAGACAAUAUUUACGUCAAUAGCCCCAGCCAUCACCUUUGUCAACCCAGAUGGCUCGCCGCUCGUGACACAAAAUCCACAAACUGUCUUUUCAACAUCAUUCAUUACACCUCCACCAAAGCCUACGACAAAAGAGUCCUCGACGACAACACCCACAUCGACAUCGGAUCCAGGACGAACAUCUGCCCAGAAUAGCCCCAUACCUACUUCUUCUGCAGCUGCCUCACUGGCCGCGUCGAGCAAGGUAGAUGUUGUCAAAAAUAGCACAGCUAGUGCAACUAGUCGGCAAAUCCCCAAGUUCACAUACUCGCCCAUCGAGGAGAGCUCUACGUCACUUGCCUCACGCACUUCUUCUGGAGCUAGCCAAGUACCAGUAUCUACUUCUGGAAAACUACCUGGCUUUACCCAUCCUGGAGCAGCAGCACCAAGCUUGCAGCCAUCAAACAGUAGCUCUAGUCCAGCUCCGGUCAUCACAUCCAAGGCAGCAUGCAUCGUCUCAAGUAGUUCGCCUGCAGUGUCGACUUCAAAGCCAGUGACUGGCGCUGAAGACCCGACAUCGCGUAUAAUUGUCACAUCGUACACCACUGUGUACCCAUCUGCCCCGGCACCUGGCGUGGCUACAUCGACACCUGGGGCGUCGCCAUCAGCACCAGUCAGGUCUACACAGGUCCAGCAGUCUAAGUCUUUAGUCUCGUCAUCUGUGGUAGUCAAUCAACCCACUUCCAGCCCAGCCCAAGUGCCAGUGGUAUCCACCACAAACACACCAGCUGGAUCUGUGCCAUCACAGUCUUUACAUAUACCACCAGUAGUCAUCAUCACGUCUUUCACGACGGUCAUGGCCUCCGCACAGCCCAGUACGGCACCAGAAGUGCCGGCCACUUCUGCCGCCCCUGAGCCAGUAGCACCCAGCUCUUCAGCCAUUUCUUCAGCUCCCAAACCUACUUCCCCACCACCAGCGCCAGCUCCCCCCAGCUCCGCUUCCUCCUCACCACAAACCUCGGCCCAAGCCCAGCCAACCUCGUCUACAGUGCCAGCUCCAGCGCCAUCUCCUUCCUCCACCGCGGUACCCCCUCCACCACCGCCAUCAGAAACAUCACUAAAGCCAACUCCAUCUCCCACCUCGUCAAUCCCAGAAGCCCCCGCACCAACAUCAAACGCCGCGCCGUCUUCACCAACACCCACGAGCGCCUCGCCUACAUCCGCGCCACCGCCUGAGCCCACAUCCUCUUCUUCUUCAACAACAACAUCAACGUCUGAAGGCCCGCUCAUCAUCACGCCCAUACCCCCAAGCCAGGUCUUCACUGUCACCGAAACUGCAACUACAACUGAAAAGGAAACGAUCCGGGAGACUGUAACGGUGACGGCGCGGUAA